Molecule: messenger RNA, 985 nt
Organism: Stomoxys calcitrans (stable fly)
Lineage: Eukaryota; Metazoa; Arthropoda; Insecta; Diptera; Muscidae
Exons: 2
Coding region: 208-564 (118 amino acids)
Source: RefSeq, a predicted model, not a curated record
AUAACUUGUUAUACUCGUAUUUAUAAGAAACUUUUGAUGAAACUAAGUAGACUAGCUUGUUCCUUUAAUGUUGUUUGUUUGAAAAAUAUAAUAAAAAGAGUCAGUUUGUUGACAGAAGCUUUAAAAUUCAGGUGUGGGGUUCCCAAAAAAAAAAAAUAAAUAAAAAAAAAGAAGACUCAAAAAAAAAAAAAAAUUUUUUUUUUAAAUAUGGAUUCACGCCCUACUCGAGAAAGAAUUCUUUCAGCUUUGAAAGCUUCAAAUGUGGAAUUUCCAGAAACAGCGUCAAUUGCACAAUUGAGAACAUUAUAUGAUUCCUUGCAAGUUAACGGUGGUCCAUCAAAGCAGACUGAAUUGCCUUCUGGAAAUGUGGUUUCUUCUGAUUCUGCUGGGAAUUCAUCUGUAACUGUCACUACAAUGUCAUCCAAUACUUUGAAUGAAACUCCCGUUAUUAAUUCCGCAACCGCCGAUCCUGAAAAUUUGCUUCAGUCAUUUCAAUGUAAUGCGAAAUUGGCGUAUCCUGUGCAAAUCUUCGGCAAACACAGACUUCAGUGCCUCCUUCCGUAAUUUCUUCCGUACCUUCCGUCUAUAAUUCUUCUGCUUCCGUUCCUGUAAAUACAGUUCAAAGACAAUUUCCUGGUACUUCAGGGACUGCUGCUUCUGUUUCUGUCGCCCGGACUUCAUCAGUUAUUUCCGAUUUAAUGAAUACAAAUACAUUGGGUGUCGCUUUUAACAAUAGAGCAAUUGGCGUGUCCUGUGAUGUUCUUCCGCAAACACAAACUUCCGUACCUCCUUCCGUAUCUUCUUGUGUUGUUUCUUCCGUACCCUCCGUCAAUUAUUCCUCAGUUUCCGUUCCUGCAAACUUACUUCGAGGACAAUUUUCUAGACCUUCUGUUCCAUCACAGGUAACAGACCCUUUCAUUCGUUCAAGCGUUUUAUCCCGUGAAGCUGAUGAACUAGAGAGUGAAAUUAGAGUUUUGAGAUUGAA